This is a messenger RNA of Aegilops tauschii subsp. strangulata, 1353 nucleotides long. RefSeq lists its product as uncharacterized. Lineage: Eukaryota; Viridiplantae; Streptophyta; Magnoliopsida; Poales; Poaceae. The record is from RefSeq and is a predicted model, not a curated record.
CCCUCUCCCCUCCUCCUCCCCUCCCCCGCGGCGGCGCCAUGACGCUCCUCGCCGCCAUCACCAGCCCCGCCGCGGCGGCCGCCGCCAACCACCCCGUCGUCCUCACCCCGGGCGCGCCACCACCUUCCGCGACCACCGCCCUCCCCGCCCCAAUCGACCCCGCCGACUGGGCCCUCGCCCCGGCCGACCCGGCCCUCGCCACCGCCGCCUCCUUCCUCGCCGUCUCCCUCUCCGCCGACGCGCUCACCGCCCCGCGCUUCCGCGCCCUGCUCGGCUCCUUCCUCACCACCCUCUCCCGCUCCCUCGCCCUCCCGGCCCCGCCCGCCAAGCUCCUCCCCGCCGUCCGCGCCGCGGCCCCCUUCCUCCCCGCCACGCUCGCCCCGCUCCUCGCCUCCAGCGCCGCCCGCCUCGCCGAGUACGACGUGCUGCUCGCCCUCGCGGAGACCCGCGCGCUCCCGCACCCGCCGCAGGGCCUCCUCGCGGCCCUCGACGCCGCGGCCCGCCCCGACCUCCUCUGCGCCGUGCUCCGCCAGGCCGCCGACCUCCGGUCCGCCGAGCUCCUCGCCGCGCUCCGCUGCUUCCUCUCCCCGGCCUCCGACCGGGCCUACGACGCCAUGGUCGCCGUCAAGACCCGCUGGAAGGAGGCCGCCUUGGCCGUCGCCAACAUGGCCGUCGACGAGCCCACCACAGGCGCCCAGGUCACGAGGCGUGCCGCGAUCCUGCUCAUGAUGGGCCACGACGGGUUCACCUCCCCGGAGGUGUGCCUGCACUACCUCUUCGCGUCGAGGAACGUCGAGGACUCGCUGGUCCUCGCCGCGGCCGUGUCCGAGCUGGACGGCGGGGAGGUGGCCAGCCUGCUGAGGUACCUCGCCAAGUGGGUGGGGAAGUACUCCAGGUUCCCGGAGGCCCAGCCUUGCCCCGAGGCGGUGGAAAUCCACAAGCUGGAGCAGUGCGACAGCGUGCCGUCGCUUGUGGCAGUGGCCAGGGCGAUGGGCCUGGUGCUGGACCAGCAUUUCUCCCACCUCGUGCUGAACGCGGAGCUGCGGCAGGACUUGUUGGCCGCGGGGGUGAUGGCGAAAGAGCUGGCUGCCGAGGCUGAAGCUUCCGGUCCGAUCCUCGACUUGCUGCGCCGUAUGCCGCAGGCUGUGUGAGAGAUUAAACUGUCUGUUUACUUUUGGUACUACUAGUUCUGAUGAUGCUGGUGUCCUAGAAUUUUUGGUUGCAGUGAUGAGUUAUGUGCUCCAGCAAAUCGUUGCCGUAAUUCUGAAUUGUAGUGGUUCCUUCUGUUGCGUUUUACAUCAUGUGUAUCACUAUCAGUUAAGAAAUGAAUAUGUGAAAACAGUACUUUUCAUA